AUGUCGGAACACGGAGCAGAGCACGGGAGCCAGGGCGCCGCAGCCCCAGAAACACAACGCAGCAUUUCUGGGCGUUUGCUGGGCCUUCGCUUUAUGCAACGAGCGCUGGAACGAACACAGCCUGAGCACCGGGAUCAUCUGCGCACUACGGGAACGCUACCUCAUCAAACUUCGGGCAAAGCACGGCACUCAGUUGAAAAGAAAGCACAACAGCCAGCGAACGAGGAGCGAAGGCUCCUUGUUGUGUGUGAUUACGAGUACAGUGUAGCUGCUGAGGACCUGAAGCUGAGUCAAUAUGCCACAGCUCGACAGCGUUACGGCUUCGAGACAACAGCGGUUUUUUUUGAAGAAGAAGCGACGACCGGUCUGGUGCUAGCUCGCACCGAGUCUUCGCCCAACAACGUCGAUGAAACCUUGCGGCAGGCACCGGGGUCGACACCUCGGCACCCCGAUACGCGUCACGGAGACGAGCGCUUCCGCGAACUAGCCCAUGAUGGCCGCGCUCGACGGCGGCUAGAUGGUUCGCGUGUGGCAAAGCGUUCCGCACCGUCUUCGCUCGCCGAAGCGUCGUUCUGCAGCGUCCGUGGACACCAGCGGAAACCGUGUCGUUUCUCAAAGUUGACCAGGUCGUCGCAACAAGGAGCAACUACGCGAAGACGCUAG
This is a messenger RNA of Cyanidioschyzon merolae strain 10D, 663 nucleotides long. RefSeq lists its product as hypothetical. The record is from RefSeq and is a predicted model, not a curated record. NCBI's taxonomy places the organism in Eukaryota, Rhodophyta, Bangiophyceae, Cyanidiales, Cyanidiaceae. The transcript has a single exon. The coding region runs from base 1 to 663 and encodes 220 amino acids.